CUGUUUGUAAGCUGAAGCUCUGCACACAUGCACUCGCUAUUCGGAACUUUGGCACAAGGCUGGCGGCGCGCGAGCUCCCUCUCCACACACACUUCACUAGGUUUUCCUGACUGCUGAUUGUUUAUAAGACAAGUGACAAGCUUGUUUCAUAUUGUGGAGAUUUGGAGAAACCACUAUCCAGCUUUGUCUACUGAAACUAAUAUAAAUUCAUAUCUGAACUGGCAGCCCCACUUGACCAUAAUGAGGCUGCUUUUGUUGCUGCUUUUGCUUUGUACACAUGAAACUCUCUGCCAGAAAGACUGUACUGGAGUGGAGUGCCCACUUCUUGACAACUGCAUUGAAGAAGUUUUGGAAAACGGUGCCUGUUGUGCCACUUGUCUACAAACUGGCUGUAAAUGUGAGGGCUACCAGUUCUAUGACUGUAUUAAUGCUGGCUUCAGAUCUGGCAGAGUGCCCGAGGGAAAAUCUUACUUUGUGGAUUUUGGAAGUACAGAGUGCUCUUGCCCACAGGGCGGCGGGCGGAUCAGUUGCCAUUUCAUUCCAUGUCCUGAGGUCCCUGCUAACUGUAUUGAAAUCUUGCAGCCAGCGGAUGGGUGUGUUCAGUGUGAGCGGAUAGGCUGUUUGUAUGAGGAGCAAAAGUAUGAGGCUGGCCAUUCAUUUCGAAUGAACCAAGACUGCCAAGUCUGCCACUGCCCCAAUAAUGGCGGGAAUUUAAUGUGUUCCCCGAUCCCAGACUGUGAUCUGAGGCCAGUAAACAAACCCCUGCUUGCAAAUAAUACAGAGAAAAACACACCAUGGAGACAUCAAAAUAAUGUCCAAAAUCUUUUCAAUCAUCAAGGCUCAAAGAGUCCCUUCCCCAAAACUUUUCCACAGUCAGACCUUGACAGUCUGCCUCCAUUCAAACAAUUCCCAAGUGACGUGGAGGAGGAGGAGGACGAGGUGGAGGAAGAGGAGGACUAUGACUACCCUAUUACAGAUUCUUCAAAAGAACUUAGGCAUGACCUAGCCUCUCCAGUGGAAUCCUAUAUUACCUCAGUUUCUGAUAUGGAAAACAUUCCCUCCCACCAAGCCAGGGGAACUAAGCAGGAGCUUAAAGAGAGAUUUGGUGUUCAUGAAUCAACAACAGAAAGACCAUGGUUUCCCUUAUAUGAAGAGAAGACAAGAGGGACAAAAAAUAAUCAGCGUAAUGUGAACUCUAUGCAAGAUGCUUUAGAAGUUCCUGAAGACAGUAUAACAGGAGCACAAAUUAACAUUCCUAAAUUUGGUGGGUCCAAAGAGAAAAUCCCCAUCUAUACAGAUACCACAAAUGAAGAACAAAUCUCUAUUUACAGAGACUUCACUGUAAAUAAAAGUUCUAGCCCCUACAAAGACAUAAGCAACACAGAAGUUCUUGAAAGUGAAAGAGACAGGCUGAGGAAGGCAUCAGACAAGAUCAUCAAAGACACCACUGACAGUAAUACGUUUGAUUCAAAUGAAGAUACCACAUACAGUGAAAUAGUCACUGAAUCUCCAGUUACUGUAGUUCCAACAAUGCCUCAAAAUACAGAGGGGACACAGAUGACAACAACAUGGCAGACUACUGAAGGCAGUUUUUCACCAGAUCAAGUUUAUUAUACACAAGGAACUCAAGAAUCUUACAGCACACAAAAGAUAAAGGUGAAAGAGCAAAAUGUCUCAUUAUCUAAUGUCACUGAGAGUGAUAACAAUCAUAAAAAGGAUAAAAUAGUUGACACACAGGAAAAAUAUACUCUUAGAAGAUCACAGUCUAUAAUGGUAAACAUCUCAACCAAUGAAUACACAACUUCAGCAACACCUGAUGGACUUGAUGAAGCCAAAUCAAACAUAAAUCCAGAGGUGAAUACGCAUCCUCCGGUGAUAUUCAGCCAAACCAGCCAGUCAGUUGUCAGAGUGAAGGAAGAGGAUGAGCAGCUUUUAACUAAACAUUUGCAGAGUGUGCUUGAAGUUGCAGAGAAAGAGGAAAGGGAAGAAAAAUACAGCACACUAAGUUCCAUUACAAACUCCAGUGAGGAACUGUCUACUUUGGUCAUAGUGGAGACCUGUUGUGAAGCUGGGCAGAAAUGGGCCUCUGAGACCCAGCACUGCAACCAUCUUCCCCCUGUAAUAGAAGAAUACUUUGUUUGUGGGACUGUUCAGGAGCAAUGUUGUGCAGGUGCUCUGAGAGAGAACAGGUGUUUAGCUGGCAUGUAUGCUGCCAGAGAUGGUGACAUGUGUGAAGAAAAUAGCAGCCCACACUGUGGAGAGGAUACCCAAAAGGAGUGUUGCAGCUGCUGUGCACUUGGUUUGCGCUUUCGACGUGAGGGAAAGGACUGUAACGCACAUCAACACCUUAGCUACCCUUGUGGACAUAUUUUUCUCACCUGCUGUGAAGAAGAAGAGGAACCGUAUAACACACCAGUACUAAAGAGAAAGGAGAGACCUAGACCUACUGCCCUGCCUAAAAAAGUUGCUGACAGAUCGUUUCCUAAACAGUCUCUUUCUAUUGUGGGGUCUGACCAUUCAUCUAACUCUGUGGAGAACCUGGAGGAUGUGGACGAGUGUAAAAGGUUUGAGGGACGACGCUGCCUCCAUGUCUGCAUCAACACAUUGGGAUCAUACAAGUGUGAAUGUCACCCUGGAUAUUCACUGAUGCAGGAUGGUCACACGUGUGCACUCGAGAAUGCAGAGGAGGACAACAGAGUGACAGAGGAAGGCAGUGUGUUUACUUUGGCCACAGCACCUCAAGAGACCACCCAAAGCACAACUGUACAAAAUCCAUGUGCAGGUAAUGGCCCAUGUUCUCAGCAGUGUUUUGGUGUGGAAGGACUGGCUCGUUGUUCAUGCUUCCCAGGAUUCUCUCUGAACUCUGAUGGACGGACAUGUGAAGAUGUGAAUGAGUGCAGCAGGGCCACACACACUUGCUCUCCCAAGGAGGUGUGUGUGAACAUGGAAGGUUUCUACAAGUGUGUGCUUCUUAAUGAAAGGUGUGACGUGGGCUUUAUUCACAACCAGAAUAGAGAAUGUGUGGAUUUGAAUGAGUGUGUGACAAACACACACACCUGCCAGCCCAACGAGCGCUGUGUGAACACAGUGGGUGCUUUCAUGUGCGAAAGGCAGAUUUCUUGUUCAAGUGGCUACCAACUGAGGAAUGGAGUUUGUGAAGAUAUUGAUGAGUGUGCGGUGCGGAGCCAUGACUGUGGCUCGGGAUUCCAAUGCCAGAACACACACGGCUCAUUCCGUUGCAGCCCGAAGCAACAACACUGUCUCACCGGCUUCUCUCAGGACCUGCACGGCAACUGCAUUGACAUCGAUGAGUGCAGCGUUGUGCGAGAGCCAUGUAUGUCAGGCUUCAACUGCAUAAAUACUGUGGGCUCGUACACCUGCCAGCGCAAGAUUAUAUUAUGCAGCAGAGGAUAUCACUCCAGCUCCGAAGGUUCACGCUGCAUUGAUGUGGAUGAGUGUGCAACAGGAACGCACCGCUGUACUGACGGUCAGAUCUGCCACAAUCUACCUGGCAGCUACCGAUGUGAUUGCCAGACUGGUUACCAGUAUGAUGCUAUACGCCGUAUGUGCAUUGAUUUGAACGAAUGUUGGCGUUACCCAGGGAAUCUUUGUGCUCAGAAAUGUGAAAACACUGUGGGCUCUUACAAGUGCUCCUGCACCACAGGCUUCUUCCUUUCCUUCGACGGCAAAAAUUGUGAAGAUGUUAACGAAUGUGACAACAGUCCCUGCAGUCAGGAGUGUGCCAAUAUUUAUGGCUCGUACCAGUGCUAUUGCCGUGUGGGAUACUAUUUGAAGGAGGAUGGCCACACCUGUGAAGAUAUUGAUGAGUGCUCUCAAAGCAUUGGGAACAUGUGUACCUUCCAGUGUGUGAAUGUUCAAGGCAGCUACCAGUGUGCCUGCCCCCCUCAUGGCUAUUCUAUGUCACUUAAUGGACGCACAUGUCAAGAUAUUGAUGAGUGUGCAACAGGAACACACAACUGCUUAGCAGGCCAAACUUGCUACAACAUCCAAGGAGGAUUUCGCUGCCUAUCCUUUACAUGCCCAGAGAACUACAAGAAGGUGUCAGAUACACGUUGUGAGCGGGUAAGCUGCUUCGGCUCUCAGUGCCAGAACAUGCCACUCCGCAUUACCUAUUACCAACUUAGUUUCCAGACUAAUAUCGUCAUCCCGGCGCAGAUCUUCCGCAUCAGCCCAUCUCCAGCCUACUCAGGUGAUAGCAUCAUGAUUAGCAUCCCACGUGGCAAUGAAGAAGGUUACUUCAGCACACGUCGCCUUAACAGCUUUACCGGAGCUGUGUACCUACAUCGUCAGCUUCAUGGACCACGUGACUUUCUCAUUGAUGUGGAAAUGAAGUUGCUGCGCCAGGGCACCGUCAACACUUUCCUCACCCGCAUCUAUGUCUUCAUUACAGCUUCCUCCAUGUGAUGACACUUUCUGUUGCAUCACAUUUCAUAGGGUGCUAAGUUCCUGAGGCAGUUGCCAGAAUAUCUCAUUAGCUGCUUUGCUGAACAGAUUUGAAAGACGCUUGUCCAAAAAGAGGUUUGAUGGUGCUUUUUUUUACAGGAAUCCAACAGCUUGUGUUCUGUCAUGGCUUGAGUCAAAAAGGGAAUAUGCAAACUGCAAAGACUGGCAGAAAUAUUUUGAUAUUUGUCUACAUUUCUUCUAAGUCAUACAAAUUACUCAAUAGCAGAUGUUAUCUUUCUGAAACAAUUAUGAUUUCUUGAAACAUUUUCUAUAGUGUCUAAUUAAUGUUUUUUACAAAACAGUACUUCCAUGCAGUGAAGAACGGUGGGGCGGAUGGAGUGGUAAAUUACAUUUUUAAUCUUUCCUUUCACAGAGCUACAUUCCUUUCUUUUAGCCACUAUAAAAAUUUCAGUCAUUUUGUAAACAGUUACUUGCUGUUCUCUAGUUAUCGAGUCGAUAAAUAUAUAUUUUAUAUAUAUAUAUAUAU
This is a messenger RNA of Silurus meridionalis, 4951 nucleotides long. RefSeq names its product fibulin 2 (gene fbln2). Gene Ontology annotation, molecular function: calcium ion binding. The transcript is spliced from 18 exons. Gene Ontology annotation, cellular component: extracellular region. The record is from RefSeq and is a predicted model, not a curated record. NCBI's taxonomy places the organism in Eukaryota, Metazoa, Chordata, Actinopteri, Siluriformes, Siluridae. Bases 241 to 4425 code for a protein of 1394 amino acids.